This is a messenger RNA of Tuber aestivum (summer truffle), 3448 nucleotides long. NCBI's taxonomy places the organism in Eukaryota, Fungi, Ascomycota, Pezizomycetes, Pezizales, Tuberaceae. The record is from the annotation of a GenBank genome assembly.
GCUCGACCACAAACAACCCAGCGACCCCCCAAUGACCGCAACUCUAUCAGUGGUAGAGUUGGCCAAACGGCAGGCGGCCUACCGCGCCGUUGACGAGCACUUCCCCCCACACGCCCGCUUCGUCGGAAUCGGCUCCGGCUCAACAGUGGUGUACGUCGUCGAGCGAAUCGUCCAGCUCGGGCGCGAUGUCACCGAUUCCAUCACCUUCAUCCCGACCGGGUACCAGUCCAAGGAGCUGAUCACCAACGGCAGCUUGAAGCUCGGCUCCAUCGAUCGCUAUACUGAGCUUGACAUCGCUUUCGACGGAGCAGACGAGGUAGAUCCGUACUUGAACUGCAUCAAGGGCGGAGGUGCGUGUCUGUUCCAGGAAAAGCUUGUCGCGAUAUGCGCGAAGAAGUUUAUCGUCGUUGCUGGUGAGCCCUACUUCCCCGCUCCCCCUUAGGGGGGCCAUCACAUGACGCUUCGAAUCGAAGUUGACAAGUUUCCCCGGAUCUGAUAUAUAUAUGUAUAUACAAUAUAAAAGACUAUCGCAAACUCUCACCCUCGCUCUCAACCCACUACACCCCCGGCAUCCCCAUCGAAGUCGUCCCUCCGGCUGCUACCUACAUCAUAUCCCGUUUGAUCGCCCUCGGCGCCGUCAACCCCGCGAUCCGCAUGGGUGGGACAUCCAAAGCUGGACCGUGCAUCACCGACAAUGGUAAUUUCAUCAUCGACGCUCCGUUCCCUGAUGGGUUCAUCCCCUCGCCAUCCUCCCCACUUUCCCAUCCGCACAAGCCGCUUUCGCCGGCCCUUUCCGCUACUCCCGUCGAUGCUGCUGCCGUCGAGCGCGGCGGCGAGAGGGUCGGGGGCAUGGAUAUCCUAGGGAAGGAGGGGGGACAUCCCGGCGCUGCGGUUGGCAUGGGCGUCGGGAGUAACGAGAAGGUGGAGGAGUUGGCAAGGGCUCUGAAGAGUAUUGUUGGCGUCGUCGAGCACGGGAUUUUCUGGAACGGGGAUCGGAAGCCGGUUGUGGCUUACUUUGGCAUGGAGGACGGAAGGGUUGAAACCAGAGGCCAUACAUAGUCUACCGACAGUGGGCUUGGCAAUGUCGCGAUGACAAGCUGGCAUAUUGGACAUUGGAUCAAAAUGUCUUUUUUUCUCUUUCUUUUUCCUUUCUUCUUCCCCCCCCCCCCCUUCGAUAUCCAUCUUCCCCUUCGUACUUGAUUCAAUUAGUUUCCCACGAUAUGAUAGUGAUAUCGGGAAUGCCUGUCUCGAGGAGAAACCCUAGCAUACCGUACGGGCACAGGUGAACACCCAGGAAGACGUUUUCGUGCGUGUGCAAGUAUGACACUGUACAAGACAAGGAUUACCGGUAUUCGGGUGGUAAACCAUCCCUGUCCCCCCCCGAAAACAAUCUCCCGGGAACUCGUCCAGCACCGGCAACACACCCCGCAACAGGCGAAUACCGGCACAGCACCGUAGCAUCACAAUUAUCUCUACCGUACAGAGUACGGUACUCGUGCAAGUGCCAGGGGAGAUGCCUCCGUACAAGACAGGGAUUAUUUUGCGGGUUAACCUAAAUUAACUGUGCGAAAACAUUACAGUAUCCCUGGCACUUGUAAACCCCCAAAAUAAAACCCAACCCACCCUAAUAAAUCAAAAUCUCUCUCUCUCCACCAAAUCACAACUUCUCACCCGAAAGAUCCGAGAUCGUGCUCACCUGAUCACGUGUGACUCACCAGAGAACCUGACGCAGCCAAGCGCCCGCGCAUGACUCUCAGCGCCGCCUGUUGUCUUGUUCAAAACACGCGAAGAAAAGAAAAGAAAGGAAACGACAGAGACAAAGGCAAAGGCAAAGGCAGUCCAUCACCGACAGGAGCUGUUCCUCUUGUCCAAGAAGUAACCAGUUCCCAACAUGAGCUCUUCCUCUUCGUCAUCGCAAAGGCCGACGUUAAUCCGCCUCGGUCGUUAUGACACUCCCGACGCCGGCCAUUUCGUCCUGCUGCAUACGACCCCAACUAGCGCUGUGCAUCCAUUGAAUCUCAGGCUUCACGCGACGGAGGGGGAGAGAGCCUUUGCUACUAAUAGUAAUUUACCCAACCCGCCCCAAUACUUCAAGGUGAGACACGUCGCUAACGGUCCGUGCUCGGGAUACCGGUAGUCACGCAAUCCAAGAUCUACGAGCUACGGGCGAGGUCGUACACUGGGACUUCUGAAGAUUUGGAAAAGAUAUUCUUGGCUCUGCUGCUGAAGCAGGAUGUUGGGGUAGAGAGGGGCGUGGAGUUGGCCGCUGCGGUGGAUGCUAGAGGUGUUACGGUAUGAUCGCAACUCUUCCUUCCCCAUUCGGAACGAAGGAGGGGGACGCGGGGUCCGAGCUGACGAGAGUAGUUAACGGUCCGACAAGAUAUCGGCGGGAUAAAACAACGGAUCGCGGCUUUACAAAUUCCGGAGGAAGAAGUUGAGAUACCAAUUUUCGAGUGGGCGGUGGAGGCUUGCGGGGAUUUGAAUAGUGGCUCGGUAUGUGGUGCGCGUUUGUAGUCAGCACGCGGUGCGGGCCGAGCUAAUUCUGGGGUGGGUCCGGGACGAUCGGCAUAGUCUCAAUUAGGUAGCCUCCAGCGGAAGGUCGAAUCUCAGGAGAAGGAGAUUGAGGCUCUCACGAAUCAACUGAAGGAUUUGGCGGCGUUCAAGAAGGAACAUGAAGAGCAGCUACUAGUCAAGUUUAGUGAAUUGCUGAAUUCCAAGAAGGCGAAGAUUAGGGAAUUGAGUCGAGAGCUGGAGGUUAGAGGUGGUGAUGCGGGUGUGUUCUCCCCUGUCGGGUCAUCUUAUCCGCUGUGUUAAUGAUGAGAUACCCUGGACAGUAUCUUCAAAGGCGGAGUCACCAAUAGCGGAAGACGAACCGGAAGUCGCCGAGCCGGCCCCCGCCAGAGGAAGAGGAGGCAGAGGUCGAGGCAGGGGCAGAGGCAGAGCCAAGGCCGCGGCACCCCCCAGGAAGCGAAAGCCAAUCGCGCCCCCCACGGAUUCCGAAUCGGACGGUUUCGUAAAAAUGGAGAUGGAUGAUAAAGGGAAGCCAUCUCCCGAUGACGAAACCGAGGACUCUGAGGAAGAGGCCGGACCCAGCCGUGGAUACCUGCGGCAGGACGCAAGGAGCGACCGGAGCAUCACCGAAGACGAGGACGAACUUCCUCCCGUCAGGAGACCAAUUGCAUUCACCAUUAAAAAACCCGACCCCGCAGCCGAGAGGACCCCCGAUGAUGAGGAUGUCGAGAUGGACGAACCUCUCCCGGCACAACCUUCCAGGACCAGCGGACGGGCACGGGGUGGGGGCGGAAAGGGGAAGGCGCCCGCUUCGCCGCCGACGUUGCGGGGUAAAGGCAGAGCCACUCGGCCAAAGCCGAAGGCGCCAAGUCCCUACUCUUCUUCAGUAGAAUACAAGUUGGAUACGGGAGACAGUGAGGAUGAUGAUGAACUAUAG